AUGACUGCUAGAGAUACGGAUAACCUUCAUACCCACCAUAUGAAGUCCCUAUCCAAUCUGACAGUGAUCCUGCAGAAUCAACUGCCUAUCGGAAUACAGGUCGAGAUACGACCGAAGAAGUCCCCCAUGCUCACAGUGAACGAACGAGUAUUUUGGCAACCAGGCCUCCGAGCACAUCCUGCUUUCAGAGCCUCUGUCCUCAAUGGUCUCGAGCCAACACACUCUCCCAUGACUAGAUUGCCGAGGACCUAUAGCGGCAUGGGAAGUCCUGAGUACGUUGGACGGCAGUAUCUCCUGACACAGGACCACGUACCGGAGCAUUUGAGAUUAGCCUAUGACUCGAUAGACACUCCUCUGUCGUCCCAUCUCGCCACUGUCUCUACUGAGCUAUUCCCACACAGGCAACUAGCUCAGCUAUGCGAGGAGUUCGAAACUGUAUGGCACCAUGGUAAGGUGCGUAGAGGGGGCAAGCUGCAGGCCUUCCAAGACAAACAAUCAUCGUCACAACAGAGAGGCCCUUACCCCUAUGUGGAGGAAGCAGGCUUCCCUAUACUGGAUCUCUUCGUGAACGAGGUGCUCUAUACGAAGCAUCGAUUUAAGCAGAGGCAACACCCCAAGUGGAACGUAUGGAAAAAGUUCAAGAGUCGGUGUAGAAGACGUUACUCUGGGAGAGAGGCCGUACUAAACCGCAAGAAGCUCAUUGCAUGGAAGUUCAGAGUACAGAAUAAGAACAAUCAGAUAGUUGCCCAAGCAAAGAGCCAGGCAGCUAAGGGGGAUUGA
Molecule: messenger RNA, 780 nt
Organism: Perkinsus marinus ATCC 50983
Lineage: Eukaryota; Perkinsozoa; Perkinsida; Perkinsidae
Exons: 9
Coding region: 1-780 (259 amino acids)
Source: RefSeq, a predicted model, not a curated record